AUGGCCAAGCUCACACGUGAGGUGAAGGACCUUGUUGAGGACCACACCAAGGAGGGUCUUCUCCGCCUCUGCGAAAAAAACAAGAAGGCCGGCAUCGAGACGAUGGUCGGCACCUCUACCUCUUGCAAGCCACGAUCGGUCAAAGCGGGGUUCAUCGAGACCGUCGACCGAAACGGAGUCAUCGUCAUUGAUGACCGUGAGAACGGCUAUCGUUGCCGGAUCAACAAGAAGCUUAAGUCCGGGGCCCUUGUGUCAUCCGUUAUCAUCCCAGAUGCCACGGGAUCGAUCAGGAUCGAGAAGCGGGUGCACAAGAAGCACCGGAAGGGGAGGGAGUCUCGCAACGCGUUUGCGGGGUUGAUGCAGGUGUUUGGUGAGGGACACAUGGCAAUCCGUGGCAGUGGUAGGCAGGCGAUCGGAGCGGAGAGCAAGAAGCGGAUUUGA
Fimicolochytrium jonesii is the source of this 441-nucleotide messenger RNA. RefSeq lists its product as uncharacterized. The transcript is spliced from 3 exons. NCBI's taxonomy places the organism in Eukaryota, Fungi, Chytridiomycota, Chytridiomycetes, Spizellomycetales, Powellomycetaceae. Bases 1 to 441 code for a protein of 146 amino acids. The record is from RefSeq and is a predicted model, not a curated record.